AUCAAUAACAAAUAACAUUCAUUUAAAAUCGCACUGAGCUAAAACACUCAAUAAAUAAAUAAAAAUUCAUUUAGGUAGGAGCAGAUUAUCUAAGGGCGUGGAUGCAACCUCUUCUAUACGCGGAUGUACCGGAUCUUUCACCCUCCGAGCUCCGCUCACUGAGUCUCCUUCCCACUGUUGCUCCAAACAAGCCAACGACAAAUUUGUCGCCUUUCCGAGAACCCAGAGCAGAGAAAAGCUGCUGCAAGUCGCCUUUGGUCUCAGAUCAACCGCCACCGGACCGAUGGCCGAUGUGUCGAUGUGCAGCAGCAACGGCGGCGCAGAGCUAUCGCCGGAGGAAGAGAGGGUUCUGAUUCGCGAUAUUGCGCUCGCCGCCGAAGCCAACAGCAAAGAAGGGGACGAUUUCUUUUUAAUUACCCAGAGAUGGUGGCAGCAUUGGAUAGAAUAUGUCAAUCAAGAGCAGCAAAAUGGUACAAAUGAAGGAUCCUCGAUGUUGAAUAUUCAUCCCGACGCCGUGAGUUCUUCAAAGCGGCCUGCUGGUAUUGACAAUUCUGAUCUGAUAUAUGAUUCAACAUCUCAUGAUGGCAAUGGCAGCGUUGAGAUCCAUGAUAGUUUAUUGGAAGGGCGUGAUUAUGUACUGCUUCCACAGGAUGUCUGGAAUCAGCUAUAUUCCUGGUACGGAGGUGGUCCACCAUUGGCACGCAAAGUAAUCAGUUCAGGCCUCUCUCAGACAGAAUUAUCGGUAGAGGUGUAUCCUCUCCGUCUUCAGCUGUUGGUUAUGCCCAAAGGUGAUCGGUCAACUAUAAGAAUAAGCAAGAAGGAAACUAUAGGGGAGCUGCAUAGAAGAGCUUGUGAGAUUUUUUAUCUUAAUGCAGAACAAGUGUGCAUAUGGGAUUACUAUGGCCACCGGAAGCAUGCUUUGAUGAACGACAUGGGUAAAACACUUGAUGAUGCUAACAUACAAAUGGAUCAAGAUAUUCUCGUGGAGGUUCUUAGCAAUGUCAAUGGUACUGCAUUGAGUGGUUAUAUGAGUUCUGUUCACAACAAUGGAUCUGCCAAGAAGGAAGCUACUUCGAUUCUUUUAGAGUCAUCUAAGUUGGCCUUAUCAAUUGCAGGAGGUUUCCCUGCAAGCAAAGGUGCUUCUCGAAGCUGCAGCUCAGAGAUUUCCCAAGCUCAGAACAUGACGCUGACGGUUAGGGAGUUGGAUAACACAUACGGGAUAACCGGUGUUAGUACAAGGGGUUCUUAUGUUGGCCUUACUGGGUUGCAGAACCUUGGCAACACAUGUUUUAUGAAUAGUGCAAUACAGUGCCUUGUUCAUACCCCUGAAUUCGCUAAAUAUUUUCGAGAAGAUUAUCAUCAAGAGAUAAAUUGGCAAAAUCCCUUCGGCAUGGUGGGUGAGCUGGCUUUAGCAUUUGGUGAUUUAUUGCGGAAGCUCUGGGCACCCGGGCGAACACCAAUAGCUCCUCGCCCAUUCAAAGCAAAGCUUGCUCGCUUUGCUCCUCAAUUUAGUGGUUAUAAUCAGCACGAUUCUCAGGAACUUUUAGCCUUUCUCUUAGAUGGUCUCCAUGAAGAUCUGAAUCGCGUUAAACAGAAGCCAUAUAUAAAGUCUAGAGAUGCAGAUGGGCGUCCAGAUGAGGAAGUUGCCGAUGAGUACUGGGCAAAUCAUAUUGCUCGAAAUGAUUCUAUAAUUGUUGAUGUUUGCCAGGGUCAAUACAAGUCAACUCUGGUUUGUCCAGUAUGCAACAAAAUAUCCGUUACUUUUGAUCCCUUCAUGUACCUUUCCUUGCCUCUCCAAUCCGCCACCACCCGUUCUAUGACGCUCACAAUCUUCACUUUGGACUCGACUACCUCGCCAUUUCCCUGCACCGUGUCCGUGCCAAAGCAUGGAUGGUGCCGCGACUUGAUCCAAGCAGUUAGCACCGCUUGUUCCUUGAAGACUCACGAGGACCUUAAACUUGCUGAGGUGCGUAAUCAUCAGUUUCAUAGAUUUUUAGACGAUCCUUGUAUGCCUUUAUCCUCAAUCAAAGACGAUGAUCGUAUAGCUGCCUAUAAGAUUCCAAAGUUUUCAAAGAAUUCGCUUCUCCUUCGGUUGAUUCACCGCUGCAGACCCCAGGGAACCGGAAAUAAUAGUUUAUCGUCUCAGUGGAAUGCUUUUGGAGUUCCUCUCAUUACAUCCGUUCCAUACGAAGAUUCAAUUACCAGAGGAGAUAUACAGAGAGAAGUGCAAAAGAUUCUUCUACCAUGGUUUGGAGGGGAAAACUUGACACAAGACACGGAUGGUGACAUUUGUGGCGAUCAUGUGACAGACUUAGUAAAAAGCAAUGGUUGUCCUUCAAAGACAAUGUCAUUGAAAUUUUCUCUACAAAUGGCCAAUGGGAGUAACGAGUUGAUCGAUCUCUCGUCCAAAGAAGGGAAAUCUGUUAGAGUUGCCACAUCAUCAGCUCCAGCAGUGGUCUAUGUUGAUUGGUCUCGAGAUCUCAUUGAGAAAUGCAAUACUAACUACUUUGAGAACUUGCCGGAAGUGUUUAAGUAUGGACAUGUGAGUAAGAAAGCUCGUACGGAGCCCCUUUCUUUGUACACUUGUCUUGAAGGUUUCCUGCGUGAAGAGCCCUUGGUCCCUGAAGACAUGUGGUACUGUCCGCAGUGCAAAGAACGGCGUCAAGCAAGCAAGAAGCUUGAUUUGUGGAGACUUCCAGAAGUGCUGGUAAUCCAUUUGAAGAGAUUCUCUUACAGCAGGUCGAUGAAACACAAACUAGAAACCUUCGUCAACUUUCCGAUACGGGACUUUGAUCUGACAAACUAUGUAGCCAACAAGAACAGCACCAGACGUCAGCUGUAUGAACUGUAUGCUCUGACCAACCAUUAUGGCGGCAUGGGGAGUGGGCACUACACCGCGCACAUCAAGCUCCUGGAAGAAAACAAAUGGUACAACUUCGAUGACAGCCAUAUCUCGCUCAUAAACGAGGACGACGUGAAAUCAGCUGCUGCAUAUGUACUGUUCUACCGAAGGGUGAGGAGUAGCGACAAUGUGCUCACCAGCAACGGAGCACUCCCUAACGAGACCAAAACUGAGCCUUUUCAGACGUGAGGGGAUGCAAACAGAAUUGAGUGGUGAAUUGCAGUUUGAAGAAGACAUCUAAAAACUCAUUUAUGUUAUGUUUCUUCAACAGAGAAAAGAGUUUGCUCGAAACGUUUCAUGCAGAAGGGAUCUCUCUUGCACAGAGAACUCGGGGCAUUCGCUAGAGAUGUAAUUGGUAGAGCUUAGUGUAGCAGAAAAAUAGGAUUUACAGGAGGCCCAGACUAGAUGCUGUUUAAGGACGCAUCAGCAGCUGGGAUAUAUGCUGUACUAUUUACAACUUGUAAUUCCUUUGACUUCACCAAAUGCUGUAUCAUAUUUUCUGCUGCUGCUGCUGCUGCUGCUCUGUUUCUAUCUUUCGCUCAUAGCUUCUCAGAGCUCCAUUUGACAGCCAAAAAGAUGCACUUAUGCAGAUGGCUCAAGCUAUUUUGUGAGACCAAAAUGGAGCAGAAAACUCCACAACUCUCCUAUCCGAUUUAUGAUCCUUUCAUCAGCUUAUUUUCUCAAUGGGG
Messenger RNA from Linum tenue, 3591 nucleotides. NCBI's taxonomy places the organism in Eukaryota, Viridiplantae, Streptophyta, Magnoliopsida, Malpighiales, Linaceae. The record is from the annotation of a GenBank genome assembly.